This is a messenger RNA of Chelmon rostratus (copperband butterflyfish), 3122 nucleotides long. Its product is annotated as band 4.1-like protein 1. Gene Ontology annotation, cellular component: plasma membrane; cytoskeleton. Gene Ontology annotation, molecular function: actin binding; structural molecule activity. The transcript has 19 exons. The record is from RefSeq and is a predicted model, not a curated record. NCBI's taxonomy places the organism in Eukaryota, Metazoa, Chordata, Actinopteri, Chaetodontiformes, Chaetodontidae. The coding region runs from base 195 to 2228 and encodes 677 amino acids. Gene Ontology annotation, biological process: cortical actin cytoskeleton organization.
CGGGGAAUAAACACGGAGCGGCGGCAGGAGCAGGAUUGACCUCCCCCGGUGCGCACCAUCCAUGGUCCUCCCCUGGAUGUCUGUCUGACAGGAGGGUUGCUGUUACGUUGGUGAAGAGACAGAAGCAGGCCCUGAGUCGGAGGUGAAGAGAGCCAGACGGGAGUCCUCCCAGCCAGCAGGGAGCAGCAGCAGGCAUGCAGGACUCCGCUUCGGACAGCAAGAUGGCCAAACAGGAACAGAACUCCAAGUAUCGUGAUGAACACAGAGAAACAGACGACAUGUCCGAGAAGAUGUCCCCAAACAAAACCCCCAAAUCUCCCCAGAAAGGCUCCAAGCGACUUAAAACCACCCCCUUCAAAGUGACCCUGCUGGACUCCGCCGAGUUCGAAGGAGAAAUCGAGAAACACUCCAAAGGACAGACCCUGAUGGACAUGGUCUGUGAGCACCUCAACUUGCUGGAGAAGGACUAUUUUGGUCUGACCUUUGCCGACACAGACACCCAGAAGAACUGGUUGGACCCCUCCAAGGAGAUCAAGAAGCAGAUGCGCAACUCUCCGUGGCACUUUGCCUUCGCUGUCAAGUUCUACCCUCCAGACCCCUCCCAGCUCACUGAGGAUAUAACCAGAUACUACCUGUGUCUGCAGCUGAGGGAUGACAUGCUGUCAGGUCGACUGCCGUGCUCGUUCGUCACUCACGCCCUCCUGGGCUCCUACACCGUUCAGGCCGAGCUGGGGGACUACGACCACGAUGACCACGGCUCCGACUACGUCAGCGAUUUCCGCUUUGCCCCCAAUCAGACUCGCGAGCUGGAGGAGAGGGUGAUGGAGCUCCAUCGAAACUACAAGGGGAUGACUCCAGCAGAGGCUGAAAUUAACUUCUUGGAGAAUGCCAAGAAACUCUCCAUGUACGGGGUGGACCUCCAUCACGCCAAGGACUCUGAAGGGAUUGACAUAAUGUUGGGCGUCUGCGCCAACGGCCUGCUGAUUUACCGUGAUAGGCUGAGGAUCAACCGCUUUGCCUGGCCAAAGAUCCUCAAGAUCUCCUACAAGAGAAGCAACUUCUACAUCAAGAUACGACCUGGAGAGUAUGAGCAGUUUGAAAGUACAAUUGGCUUUAAGCUUCCUAACCACAGAGCUGCCAAGAAGCUGUGGAAGGUCUGCAUCGAGCAUCACACCUUCUUCCGGCUGGUGUCUCCAGAGCCUCCUCCUAAGGGCUUCUUGGUGAUGGGGUCAAAGUUUCGAUACAGUGGAAGGACGCAGGCUCAAACCAGACAGGCCAGCGCUCUUAUAGACCGGCCUGCGCCGCAUUUUGAGCGCUCCACCAGCAAGAGGUACCUGCUGUCCAGGAGCUUGGAUGGAGAGUUCUCACGGCCGGUGUCAGCCAUGUGUGAGAACCACGAUGGCCUCUCCCACCGCAGCGUCAGUGAACAGCGUCGCCUCCACAGCCCCUCUGUGGACGAGCAGGAGACCGAGCUGGAGCCCAGUUUGGAGCAGGACGAGGAGGACAGGGACCAAGAGCAGGGCCAGAAUACGGAGCAGGACAGAGACCACGAUGGCAAUGUCACUCCGAGCAAAAAGAAAGAGAUCAUGUUUCUGGAUAAGUCGCAGGACUUCCUGCUGAAGCACCAGGCCAGCAUCAACGAGCUGAAGAGGACCCUGAGGGAGCCCAACAGCAAGCUGAUGAACCGCGAGAAGCGCCUGUCAGCCACCUCCCCGACAGGCACGCCAGAGAAGAAGGCUCCUCCUGUGGCAAAGAAAGACCCCAGUGCUGUGAGUGUGGCCCACAUGCUGAAGAGGUCCGACACCAAGACGGAGACGCAUACGAACGGAUCAGAGAUCCACCCCAACAUCGUGAAUGUCUCACCGCAGAACUACGGCGUCGUCAGCCCACGGGAGGCUUCUGCUGCCCUUAAAGAAAACGGCUCCCCUGUAAGAGCUGGCACCCAGGAGAGGGAUUCUGUUGUGUCCCCGCUGACCAUCACCGCUGAGAACGUCACCUCAGCAACCACAACUCAAGUUACCAAGACUGUGAAAGGAGGCUACUCCGAGACCAGGAUCGAGAAAAGGAUUAUAAUCACAGGAGACGACGAUGUGGACCAACAUCAAGCCCUCGCCAUGGCGAUCCAAGAGGCCAAGCAGCAGCACCCCGACAUGCUGGUGACAAAAGCAGUGGUUAUCAGGGAAACAGAGUCUCCUACGGAGGAGCUGCAGCAGAAAGCAGAGUCCUGAUCGGUCAUGGUGGCUCCUGAGUCAGGGGGACAGGAGAGGAUCCUCCUGCUGUGUGUCUCCUGCCCCGCCCUGCAGUACGCCACCAACCGGCCACGAGGACUCUCUACCCUGCCUGUAUACACACCGACACGAGAACAGACUGCGUUCCAUGAAGCAGUAGACCUCCACUCCUCUCCCUUUAGACAAACCAACUGUGACUCGGCCUCUGACCCAACCCGGCCUCCCAUCCUAUCCCGGCCCGUCCCUGCCCUCCACCUCCUUAUGGAACAGGAAACGGCUUCUAUUGGAAGAUUUGGUUUAAUCAAUUGGAGUGACGCAAGAUUGAAAGUGAAACCCGGUCACACCUGUUGCUAUUUGAAUUCACCUCUGUCAGAGUUAUAUAUGAAACUUUUAUUUACACAUUAUGUAAUUGAAUACAGUUUGAACCCUGAGGAUCAUUUGAAUCAAUGAGUUUUCAACCCUAAAAUCACCCCAGGCCCAAUUCCUUCCCUUCACAAAUUCCUUCUUUCUAGAUCCCUUUAAAGACCCCUCCCCCGUGCUACUGUCACAUAUGAAAUGAAUAAGAUAUAAGAGCCGAGGAGGGUUUGCACGAAAGGAUGGGGACAUCGCUGGUGGUGGAGGGGGUGGGAUGGUUGGUGUCAAGUGGCAAGAGGCAGCCUUUUGCUCAAUGUUGCCACUCCUGGCUGUGACACCUUCAAUAUAAUCGACAGCUGUCUUAUUAGCUUUUUACAUUUUUAUCUAUAGAGGGUCUAAUUUAUGUCAAGUGUUCGCUUGUUUAUGAAAUAUGUAUAAUAUCAGAUGAUUAUAAUCUGCAUGAUUCAAUUACAAAAUAGCCGAGGGAAUGAAAAAAAAAAAAAAAAACUACACGGACAUGUCCAAUCCAUAAGAAGCUCU